AUGUAUGGUGAUGACCCUAUAGUAUUAACUGAUCUUAAAAGUGAACUAGACUAUGUGAAGAAUCUAAUGGAGAGACGUGAAAUAGAAGAAACAACUUUCACCGAGGGAAGUGAUGGAACUGUGAACAUUUCAGGUCCAUCAGGAAGCACAACCACCCCGGGAGUAGAUUUCGUAGAAGAUCCAAACAAUGUACUUCCAGACGUACUAGAUGCAUUCAACGAAUCAUUUGACGCUGACUGGGAUGAAAUAGAAGCCCGCCUAGAGAAACUAAAUAAGAUUUCAACAGAAAAUAAAAAGAGAGAUUUCGAAAACCAAGUGGAGCGUGUUCAAGCUGUCGCGAGAGUUAUUAAAGGUAAGGAGGGACUAAUAUUAGACCCUAAGAAUAAAUAUGUUAGGGAACUCAUCAAGAGAUCAUCUGUAAGAACACUCAAGGAUAGCACAGAGGUGUUGGUAUUUAGAAGUGAACAAGGUAUUGACAAAAGUGGCACACAAAUAAUGAAACGUGGUAAGACCAGUAAACCUGUGUACUCCAAGAACUCCACUGCAUUAAGAGAAUACAAGGACCUUAUAAAGAAAAUAAAAGAGGUACCUACGAAUCCUGACAAUAUAAUUGGAAGUGAUGAGGACACUAGAGAAGAGCCGCAAUUUGAUGACAGUGAUGAGGAAUACGCUGACCGUGAGAAUAUUGAGUUAAUAGACAUAAGUGCAAAACUAGGAGAUCUUCCUGGGUUAACAAUGCAAGAAAACAAUGAACUAAGAGGUGUUCUUAACCCACCUGAUGGAUCAAGCAUAGAAGGCAGAACAGGUCCCAAUGGAGCGUUGCAAAUACAAGCCGACUACUUUAGCGAAGCUAUUAAUGAAACCGUGAAACAAGCCGGCUCUGUGGAAGGUGUAACUGAGUACAAUGCUCUUAUAGAAAGAAUUGAUAGUCUAAAGGAAGCUAGGGAUAGGACACUGGAGCAGAGAGUAGUAGAGGAAGCAAGAGAGGCACGAAGAUAUUUCUAG
Messenger RNA from Paramuricea clavata, 1005 nucleotides. Lineage: Eukaryota; Metazoa; Cnidaria; Anthozoa; Malacalcyonacea; Plexauridae. The record is from the annotation of a GenBank genome assembly.